ACUCGCGGCCAGUAUCUGUCAAAGAACACGUGCGGCGUUGACGGACAACCUGUCGUUGACUAGCCGCCCCACGUGGCACUCACUCGCCGACGCGGCGGCUCCCUCACCGGCCAGCCUCUAAAAGUCCUUUAAAAAACCACUCCAAUUCCUCAUCAACUACUGCAAUCUCCUCUCUGCUUUCCUCCCCAAAACAAAAUGCAAACUCAAGGCCUCUAUCUCCAUCAACAGCCAGCCGGAGCUCCAGCGGCCGGCGACGAACCUUCCCAACGGGCUUUCGAGGCGCAGCUCCACGCCGUCAAGAGGCCGCCGUCAAAACCAUGGAAGAAGCAGGAAGCGCCACGGCCCCCAAGAAUCUACCAUAUUGAUCCUAAGGGUUUCCGCAGCCUCGUCCAAGAACUUACCGGAAAGCCAAAGGCACCGCCUUUGGAGCAGUUGAAGUGGUCGCCGGCGUCGGCAAUCUCGCCGCAGCUGCUCCAUCAUGAAUGGUCAGCGACCGCGGAUUUUAAGUAUUGGGAUGAUGCAACAGGGCAAUUCUAAAGACUUUUUUCUUUUCUGCUGCAUACUUCUGCUUGUUUUCAUUUUUAUUAUUUCUUUUAAUGGUUGAAGUAUCAGAAUGGGAUAUUUCUGAGAAAUUUGGGUAGAA
Messenger RNA from Dendrobium catenatum, 643 nucleotides. RefSeq lists its product as uncharacterized. The record is from RefSeq and is a predicted model, not a curated record. Bases 196 to 537 code for a protein of 113 amino acids. The transcript has a single exon. NCBI's taxonomy places the organism in Eukaryota, Viridiplantae, Streptophyta, Magnoliopsida, Asparagales, Orchidaceae.